Molecule: messenger RNA, 3588 nt
Organism: Rasamsonia emersonii CBS 393.64
Lineage: Eukaryota; Fungi; Ascomycota; Eurotiomycetes; Eurotiales; Trichocomaceae
Product: Calcium-transporting ATPase
Exons: 5
Coding region: 1-3588 (1195 amino acids)
Biological process (GO): intracellular calcium ion homeostasis; calcium ion transmembrane transport
Cellular component (GO): membrane; intracellular membrane-bounded organelle
Molecular function (GO): P-type calcium transporter activity; ATP hydrolysis activity; ATP binding
Source: RefSeq, a predicted model, not a curated record
AUGGAUUCUCUGGAUCUAUCUAUUACAUACCUAGUAAAUAACCAUUGGCUUGCUGCUAAGAAACCCAGAUUUAAAGGCACCAGGUAUUUUAAAGACUGUUCCUGCUCAAGAAACUUUUCACCAAUGCUUGCAUCAGAAUUUGCGCCGUGGAGCUUGACACUACUGUAUUUAUUAUUGGCUACUCUGCACGAGAAAGACACUGUCACCUUGUAUGCAAAGGAAACUCUUGUGUAUAUGUGCCGUGCAAAUGUUUAUCACAUUCUGGGCUUCAAUUCUCAGAAAGCUAUCUCACAACAAGCACCUGUCCUAGCAUUGACCUGCUUCAGCCUUAUUCUCGCCGAAUUCCCCGUACGGGAUAGCGAUCUCCUUAUGGGAGCUCACCAGAGGCCGCUGGAAGCUGACGCCGCGCAGAACCUGGAAGAUAAGACUUUGGAGUCCAAUCGCAGCGAUGCGCCGAUCUAUCCCCUCAAGGAGCGCAAGUUCGCGUUCUCGUCAAAGCAGCUCAGCGAGCUCAUAGCAAGCAGGGAUGUCACCGCCUUCUACGCCCUCGGGGGUCUAGCUGGUCUAGAAAAGGGAUUGCGAACCGAUCUACAAAGCGGGUUGAGCGUGGAUGAGACGGUCCUCGAUGGCUUCGAUGCCGUCAGCGCGGCAGCCGAGGACGCCGGCUCAACGCGCGUCUUUACGGCAGCGAGACCAUCACCAUCUGGAGCACGCCGACAUGAGCCCUUUGCCGACAGAAAGGAUGCCUUUGGGAGCAAUAAGUUGCCGAGCAAAAAGGAUCCGAAUUUCCUCCAGCUCAUGUGGAUGGCCUACAAUGACUAUGUCCUCUUCCUGUUGACCGCUGCGGCCAUAAUAUCAUUGGGGGUGGGAUUGUACCAGACCUUUGCGACGCCGCAUGGCCCUGGUAACCCACCUGUCGAGUGGGUUGAAGGCGUGGCGAUUCUCGUCGCCAUUGUGAUCAUCGUGAUUGUCGGCGCUGGGAACGAUUAUCAGAAGCAGCUUCAGUUUCGCAAGCUCAACAAGAAAAAAGAGGACCGCCACGUCAGAGUGAUCCGCUCAGCGAGGUCACAAGAGAUCUCCAUCCACGACCUUCGUGUAGGCGAUGUGGUGCAUCUCGAGCCGGGAGAUAUAGUCCCGGCUGAUGGGGUCUUGAUCCAGGGCCAUCAUAUCAGAUGUGAUGAGUCUUCUGCUACCGGCGAGUCGGACCUUCUUCUCAAGCACUCAGGGGACGAAGUAUUCCGUGCUAUCAGAGACAACAAAGACGCUCAGAACAUGGACCCAUUUAUCAUCUCCGGAUCGAAGGUCGCGGAAGGCAUUGGGACCUUCCUUGUCGUCGCAACUGGUACCAACUCUAGCUACGGCAAGAUCCUCCUAUCCCUUGAGGAAGAUUCCGGCUUCACGCCAUUGCAGGUCAAGCUUAGCAGGCUCGCAAAGCACAUUGCCCGCUUGGGCGGGGCAACUGCUGUGAUACUAUUUAUUAUCUUGUUUAUUAAAUUCCUAGCGGGCCUGCAUCAUAGCACCCAAACUCCUUACCAAAAAGGUCAGCAAUUUAUCAACAUUUUUAUUAUUGCCCUCACAGUGGUGGUGAUUGCUGUCCCGGAAGGUCUUCCUCUUGCUGUAACUCUUGCUCUUGCCUUUGCAACCACCAAGAUGCUCAAAGACAAUAACCUGGUCCGUCAGUUGCAAGCUUGUGAGACCAUGGGCAAUGCGACAAAUAUCUGCUCGGAUAAAACCGGCACCCUCACGCAGAACAUGAUGACCGUGGUGGCUGGCACACUCGGAAGAAUCUCUCAAUUUCGCGAGGAAUCCGCCGUUUCCCAUGCUGCUCCUGAGAAGGCUGAAGGGGUCUCGACGGCAGGGUGCGUUCAAUCUCUCUCCGCUGAUGUCAAGUCCAUCAUCAAAGAGUCCAUUUUGAUAAACUCCACGGCGUUCGAAGCAGAGGAAGGAGGCACGCGGUCGUUUACUGGUUCCAAGACCGAGACCGCCCUCCUGACGUUUGCUCGGAACUAUCUGGGAAUAGGAUCGCUCAAUGUCGAACGCUCAAAUAGGAAGGUCGUCAGGUUAUUUCCAUUUGACGCCUCCCGCAAGUGCAUGGUCACAGUGGUCCAGCUCGACAAUGGCAAGUAUCGGGCGUAUGUGAAGGGGGCAUCCGAAAUUCUCUUGGAGAAAUGUACGAAAAUUGUUGAGGAUCCAACCAUGGGAUUGAUCGCUGCGCCAAUGACCGAAGACACCGUCCAAUUUCUGGGCCAAAUCAUUGCCAGCUAUGCAUCCCAGUCAUUGCGGACGAUAAGCCUUGUGUAUCGGGACCUUGACAAUUGGCCACCAGUUGGAACCAAGGGUAGUGGAGAUGAUGUUACCUUUGAAGAUAUCCUCCAGGAUCUUGUCUUUUUAGGGGUUAUGGGCAUCAAAGACCCUCUCCGUGACGGUUCCCGAGAUGCGGUGCAGGCUUGUCAAAGGGCUGGCGUAGUCGUUCGCAUGGUCACUGGGGACAACAUUCUUACAGCCAAAGCCAUUGCAGAGGAGUGUGGGAUUAUAUCUAGCCCGGAUGAUGUUGUAUUGGAAGGCCGUGAGUUCAGGCAGCUCAGUGAGUCUCAGCGGGACGAGAUUACACCGCGUCUCAAGGUUAUUGCAAGGUCCAGCCCGGACGAUAAGAGGGAAUUGGUGGUGCGGCUAAAAGAGAUGGGAGAAACUGUCGCUGUCACUGGUGAUGGAACAAAUGAUGCACUCGCGCUGGGUGCUGCUGACGUUAGCUUUUCUAUGGGUAUUUCCGGGACGGAGGUCGCCCGAGAGGCGUCAUCCAUUAUCUUGAUGGACGAUAAUUUUACCUCCAUAGUCAAGGCAAUAAUGUGGGGAAGGGCAGUUAAUGAUGCUGUCAAGAAAUUUCUGCAGUUUCAAAUCACCAUUACUGUCACCUCCGUCGCGCUUGCCUUUGUCUCUGCAGUCGCAAAUCCAUCAGAGCAGCCCGUCCUGACUGCAGUCCAGCUGAUGUGGGUUAAUCUCUUCCAAGACACGUUGGCCGCGCUGGCGCUGGCCACCGAUCCUCCUCCGCAGCGGAUCCUAGACCGAAAGCCCGAACCCAAAUCCACGCCUCUCAUCACGGUGUCAAUGUGGAAGAUGAUCAUCGGACAGUCAGUCUACCAGCUGGCCGUCACGCUGGUGCUGUACUUUGGCGGCGCGGCGAUCUUUUCAUACGACAGCGCCUACGAGCGGAAACAGCUCGAGACAGCCGUCUUCAACACGUACGUGUGGAUGCAGAUCUUCAACAUGUACAACAACCGCCAGCUAGAGAAGAGCUUCAACGUCUUCGAGGGCAUCACGCGCAACUGGCUGUUCGUCGCCGUCAGCCUGGUCAUGAUCGGCGGGCAGGUCCUGAUCAUCUUUGUCGGCGGAGAGGCUUUCUCCGUCGUGCCGCUCACGGGCGCCCAGUGGGGGUACUGUCUGAUCCUAGGCGCGCUGUCUAUCGUCGUCGGCUGCGUCAUCCGCCUGAUACCGGAUGGGCCGGUGGAGAGGGUAUUCGAGUCGCUGGUCGGAGGGGGGAAGCGAUUAGUUGACGUUUUUAAUGUUCGCAGAAGAGAGGGAAGUGAAUAA